Phodopus roborovskii (desert hamster) is the source of this 639-nucleotide messenger RNA. It is a transcript of the gene Glipr1l2, whose product is annotated as GLIPR1 like 2. Lineage: Eukaryota; Metazoa; Chordata; Mammalia; Rodentia; Cricetidae. The transcript has 6 exons. The record is from RefSeq and is a predicted model, not a curated record. Bases 1 to 639 code for a protein of 212 amino acids.
AUGAAGGCUUGCCUGCCUUGGCCUGUGGUUAGGGGUGCUCAGCCGCAUCCCCGGACGCUAGGGCGUGUGCUGAAGCUGUGGCUGUGUGAGCUGUGGCUCCUCCUGACGGGCCCUGGCUUGAAUGUCAACCCCCUGCCUCACGAAGAGGAUGUGGACUUCAUCAAUGAGUACGUGAAUCUCCACAAUGAGCUGCGAGGCUCCGUCUUCCCCCAAGGGUCUAACCUGCGCUUCAUGCUUGUUUGGGACAGCUCCUACAAAGUUGGUUGUGCUGUGACUCCAUGUUCAAGUGUUGGAAAUGUCAAACACGCAGCACUUUUCAUAUGCAAUUAUGCACCAGGAGGAACUCAGAUGAGGAGGCCUUAUCAGGCAGGGGCAUUUUGUACCCGGUGUCGCUCUGAUGACAAGUGCACAGAUCUUCUAUGCAGCAAUGCAGAUCGUGACCAAGCUACAUAUUACCAGUUCUGGUAUCCACGUUGGGAAGUGCCCCGCCCACUUUCUCAAUUUCCAGAUAUCUCAGCAGAAAGGCAGAUGUUUUCUGAGGGAAAAGUAUUUUCAACAGAGGAGGAAAUGAGAACGGAGGAGGAAGCGGAGGAGAAAGAAGAGACUAUUGAGGAAGGAGAGAAAGAAGAUGAAGGUUAG